This is a messenger RNA of Paramecium tetraurelia, 2499 nucleotides long. RefSeq lists its product as uncharacterized. Lineage: Eukaryota; Ciliophora; Oligohymenophorea; Peniculida; Parameciidae. The record is from RefSeq and is a predicted model, not a curated record. The transcript is spliced from 2 exons.
AUGAUCAAAAAGUAAAUCUUUUUGCGUUAAUUAUGUGACUUUUCAGCAAAAAUAGAAUUGAGUAACUCAAAUUUCUAAUGUUAUGUUAAAACAGAGAUUUUCUAUGUUUUUAUAGUUGAAAAUACUUAUACAGUUGGAAUGUACUCAAUCUCCUAAAAAGAUGUCUAGAGUCAAUAUAACUUCAAAUAUAAUUAAUUCUCAAAUACAAUAACAUCUAUUAGUGUUGUUGCAAACAGAUUAUAUAUAAUCCUAAAUAAUCUAUAAGUGGACAUCUGGAAUAUUGAUACUAAAUAAAAUUACUCUGUGACUUAGAGCAUAGUAAACUCAUUAGGAUUUUAUGGUAGUUGGAAAAUUAGAAAAGUAGUAGGUAGUUCUAAAUAUCAUCCUACUAUCCUCUUCAUAAUUAAUGAUGAUAAUAUUCUAAUUGCAGAUUAUCACAAAGAACUAGCAAUCGUCAAUGUUUUAACUUAUGGAAAAUCUAUUAUUGACGUAGCCAUCGGUGAGGAUUCAUUUAUUUCAGUAGUUCAUACAAGCACAAUAACUUACUUAACAGAAUAUGAUUUUUCAAAUUAUUGUAAUAUCUUCAAAAUGAAAGAGCUACCUACAUAUAGAUACUAAAUUUAAGAUUCUAUGACAAUGGUAAGUAGUAGCGAUUCUGGAUUGUUAUAUAUUGCAGCAUAUGAUCCAGACAAUAAUAAUUCAUCAGUCAUUUUGAUCUACAAGCCAUUGUAGCCUUUAAGAGAUUCCUUGAUAAAAGUACUGACACCAAAAAAACAGAGUUUCUUUAUUUCUGAUACUUAACUGGCUGCCGCAGGUUUUAAUCAUUAUAUUUUCUAUUUAAAUGAUGGAGAAAACCAUAAUGUCGAAUGGAUUGACUAAACUUAUUAUUAUUAAGUGGCUCCAGAAUAUUAAACAGAUCAAUGGGUUAAUAAAUUCAGAUUAAAUUUAACUGUAUCAAAUCUAAAAAAUAACCCAAGUGUGUAAUUCAGUUAAGCUAUUGUUUUGUAUCAGACAAAAUCUUAAAUCAAGUUCCUUUAGACCAAUGUGAACAUUUCAAAUUAAAAGUGGACAAAAGAUGAAAUUACUUUAAGUAUGGUAGGAACAAUAAUUAACUAUUUAAUCUAAUGUUAAUAAUGUGGUUAGGGGAAAAAUAUCAAUGCUAUCUAACCAUUAAGUUUAUUUAAAUAGGAAUACGGAGACGACUUAAAUAUAGUUGAUUAAAUAGAACGUGGAUCAGAUAAUCUUAGAAUAUUAUUAGUAUCUACAUCAAAUUUGCAGGCAAUUAGAAUAUAUAACAGCACAAAUUCAUUUUUUAAGUCCAUAGUAAUUUCAACAUCAACUGAUUAUAAAUGUGAGAAAGUGUAGAAAUAUAAUAACCAUUUGAUGGUAGCAUGUCGUAAUUCAAAAAACUACUAAAUAGUAACUAUUUGGUGUGAUAACGAAUCAACAUGUGGGAAUAUAAUAAAAUAUUCAGAUUUAACAACAAGCCUCCGCUAUAUAUAUUAGAUGAGCUAUUAUUAUAAAUACUUAGUUAUAGUUGAUGCUCACCCAAAAGUUCUUAAAAGUAUGGAUACUUUUAUUCGGGUAUUCGAUGCUUCCUUCGAUGAUAGUAAACACACAGCUAGUUAUACUUAUACUCAUUAGAUAAAUACGGUUUAAUCUUAUGGUGAAUAUGUCGUGAAAACAUUAUUGCAUUAUCAUUCCAGUAGUACUAACCCAUGUUAUACAUAUAUUCUUGGAUUAAUGUCAAAUGGAGUGUUAAGAAUCUUUAAUUCUGCGUUGACCUAUAAAGUGAGUUUAAAUGUCUAUUAGGAAAUUCUCAAUGCAGGAGGAGAAAUAAUUUAGAAGGAAUUCAAUGAUUUUUAUUUUACUGAUGUUCCAACAUAUACAAAACAGACCACAUACGCGCAUAUGAUAUUUACAUCAUAAUCUUUGAAUUACAAAUUUAGAUUGGUUUAUGACACUUAUAAUUACAAACUUGCUUCAUUCACCUAUCAUUAUGCAUUAAGUCGAUAUUAUGAUGCUUAAACAUUACCUGGAAUGUGGAUUGAUAACUAUUCUCAAAUUGCUAUAAUUCCUUACAGAUAAAAUGAUAAAAAAAUAUUUCUAUUUUUUGAACUACCUGAUAAUUCCGUAGUCGAUAAGAGGAUGGUAUAUUCUUACGGCGGAAUAUCUGAAUACCAUGAUUUUACUGAUUCAGAUAGAGUAUCCUGCACAGUAUAAAAUAAUGUUGCUAUUUUGGGAGUCAGCUCAAAGUUUGAAUCAAAUAUGUUUUAUAUAAAACAUUACAAUGUAAACUUAUAAUAAAAGUUGAUUGUUGAUAAUACAGGAGGCAAUCUAUUGAAUUAAAUAGGCUCAUUAGAAGUGUCAAACACCAUAAAUUCAGAAUAACUUUAGUUUAAUAUCAAAAUAUUAUCAUCUGAAUAGAAAGAAGAAAAUUCUUAGAUGGAUUCAAAUGAAACAGACAUCAAGAAUCAAACUGAUUAUUUAUACAUAUGA